AUGCCAUCCGCAAAAGAGUCGGCUCCUAAGAUGAGAGUAUUGAUGCUCCAUGGAUACACGCAGAAUGGCACUCUCUUUCACGCAAAAACACGCGCCCUAGAAAAGCUCCUGCUGAAGACGUUUCCGGGAAUCUCCCUAAGCUACCCCACAGGACCUCUACAGCUGAAGCCAAGUGACAUUCCAGGCUUCAACCCCAGUACCAGCGAGGAUGCCGACAGUAUUGAAGCCUAUGGAUGGUGGCGUCGGGCAGACACCUCCGAUCCUCCGGAGUAUGCCGGACUUGACCAAGGCCUGGACACGGUGGCCAACCUUAUUGAGACAGAAGGUCCAUUUGAUGGGGUCAUCGGUUUCUCUCAAGGCGCAGCUCUAGCGGCAAUGGUCGCAUCAUUACUCGAAGGAGAUUCACGAAAGCAGGCAUUCAAAAAGGCUCAGGCGAGGUCACCUCUGGCGAUCCCCUAUCCCGCGGCCUUCGAGAGAUUGGACCACCCCCCUCUGAAGUUUUGUAUAGCGUAUUGUGGAUUCAUUGCGCCCGGGGAGAGAUACCGAGGCUUUUACGAAGAUCCGCACAUUCAGACCCCGGCUUGUCACUUCAUCGGCAGUCUCGACAGCGUGGUGGAGGAAGCGAGAACACAGUCCUUGGUGAAUGCCACUGGCGGCCCUGAAAAGACACAGGUUGUGACGCAUCCUGGCGGGCAUUUUGUGCCGAGCGGGAAACAGUAUCUUGAGAUUGUCGCAGCCUUCAUCAAGCAGAAUAUGGCGUCACCACAGGACAAGGGGGAAGAGGAAGAGAGGGUAGAAGACAUGGAUGUCCCGUUUUGA
This is a messenger RNA of Capronia epimyces CBS 606.96, 819 nucleotides long. RefSeq names its product dihydrofolate reductase. Lineage: Eukaryota; Fungi; Ascomycota; Eurotiomycetes; Chaetothyriales; Herpotrichiellaceae. Gene Ontology annotation, cellular component: nucleus; cytoplasm. The transcript has a single exon. The record is from RefSeq and is a predicted model, not a curated record. The coding region runs from base 1 to 819 and encodes 272 amino acids.